This is a messenger RNA of Pipistrellus nathusii (Nathusius's pipistrelle), 741 nucleotides long. Lineage: Eukaryota; Metazoa; Chordata; Mammalia; Chiroptera; Vespertilionidae. The record is from the annotation of a GenBank genome assembly.
AUGCCAGCCCCUCUGGAGACCUGCCUCUCAGACCUCGACUGUGCCAGCAGCAGCAGCAGCAGCAGCAGCGACCUGUCCGGAUUCCUCACGGACGAAGAGGACUGUGCCAGGCUCCAGCAGUCAGCCCCCGCCUCAGUGCCGCCUGUGCCGGCGCACAGGGGCGCCCCCGGGGUUCCCGGGGUGUCAGACACUCCCCGGGCGCAGGAGGACGAGCAGGAGCGGCGGCGGCGCAGGGGCCGCGCCCGGGUGCGCUCCGAGGCGCUGCUGCACUCGCUUCGCAGGAGCCGGCGUGUCAAGGCCAACGACCGCGAGCGCAACCGCAUGCACAACUUGAACGCAGCGCUUGAUGCACUGCGCAGCGUGCUGCCCUCCUUCCCCGACGACACCAAGCUCACCAAGAUCGAGACGCUGCGCUUCGCCUACAACUACAUCUGGGCUCUGGCCGAGACUCUGCGCCUGGCAGACCAGGGGCUGCCCGGAGGCGGUGCCCGAGAGCGCCUCCUGCCGCCACAGUGCGCCCCCUGCCUGCCAGGGCCCCCGAGCCCCGCCAGCGACGCUGAGUCCUGGGGCUCUGGUGCUGCCGCCUCCCCAUGCGAUGCCGCCUCCUCACCACUAUCUGACCCCAGUAGCCCUGCCACCUCCGAAGACUUCUCCUAUAGUCUUGGCGACCCCCUUUUCUCCUUCCCCAGCCUGCCCAAAGACUUGCUCCGAACAACGCCCUGUUUCAUCCCUUACCACUAG